AUGGCGCCCAAAUUACCCUGCUUCCUCGCUCUGCUCCUCCUCCUGUCCUCCUCCGCCGCCGCGGCGGAACGGCUGCAUCCACAGUGGGCAGCGGGUUGCUGGAACGAGAUCUGCCAGGUCCCCGACUGCCUAUUCAGCAUUCUCAAGGCCUUCCUCCCCAAAACCGGCGGCGGAUCGCCCAUCGACGCCGUCAGUGUGCCCUGUUGCUCUGCUUUCCUGACGCUGACAGAGGAUUGUCAGGUGGAGAUUUUCCAGAACAGCUCUGUUAUUACCUUGAUCCAGACCUUCUGCUCCGCCGUCGUGCCGCCGCCUGUGGCUCCUGGGCCUGGGACCGGUGGCGACAUGCCGUGGCCCUGGCCCAGCACUCCGGUCGCCCCUGGCCCUGGAAACGACGGAGACAUGCCGUGGCCGGGGGCUCCGGCGGCGGGCCCUGCAUCUGGUGGUGAUGAAGCUGAUGCGGAUUCAACUUGGCCCACUGUUCGUUUUGUUUAG
Messenger RNA from Linum tenue, 492 nucleotides. The record is from the annotation of a GenBank genome assembly. NCBI's taxonomy places the organism in Eukaryota, Viridiplantae, Streptophyta, Magnoliopsida, Malpighiales, Linaceae.